AUGAGUCUCCGCCCUUGCUUCUUCCUCCUCCUCUUCUUCUCUUCCUCCGUCGCGGUGCAAGUACGCCUUUCCGCCGCGCUCUCGCCGGACGGGCUCGCGCUUCUGGCCUUCAAGUUCGCCGUUGCGGCGGACCCGGGGGCGGCUCUCGCUGCGUGGGACGAGGGCGACGCCGAUCCCUGCCUCUGGCCGGGCGUCUCCUGCGCCGCUGUCCCCAGUUUCUCCUACCCCCGCGUGGUCGCUGUGUCUGUUCCCGGGAAGGGCCUCACCGGCUACAUUCCCUCCGAGCUGGGCUCCCUCUCCUUCCUCCGCCGCCUCAAUCUCCAUAGCAACUCCCUCUCCGGCUUCAUCCCUCCCCAGCUCUCCGAAGCUACCUCCCUCCGAGCCCUGUAUCUCUACUCCAACAACCUCUCCGGGCCGGUUCCUCCUUCCCUCUGCGACCUCCCUCGCCUCCAGAACCUCGAUCUCUCGGGGAACGCUCUCUCCGGCGCGAUUCCUGCCCGCCUGGGGAAUUGCCGGCAGCUGAAGAAGCUCAUCCUCUCCGAUAAUCGGCUUUCCGGGGAGGUCCCUGCAAAGAUAUGGCCUCAGCUCAGCGGCCUCAUGCAGCUCGACCUGUCAAGAAACAACUUCAGCGGGCCAAUUCCUCCAGAUCUCGGCAGUCUCAGAUCGCUAUCGGGUGUUCUGAAUCUUUCCCACAAUGCAUUCUCCGGCGAGAUCCCCAGCAGCCUGGGGAAUCUGCCGCCGGCGGCAACUCUCGACCUCCGGGGGAAUGACCUAUCUGGGAAGAUCCCUCGGGUGGGCGUUUUGUCGAACCAGGAGUCCACCGUCUUCCUCGACAAUCCCAAGCUCUGCGGCUUGCCCCUCCUAAGCCCCUGCAAGGACCCCUCCGCCGCUCCCCCUACCUGGCACAGGUCCUCCCCUCUCUCCUACAGUGACCAGGGAGAAGAUCAAGCCCGGAGGAAAAGGCUGAAGCCGGGGAAGAUCAUCAUCAUCGCCGUCGCAGACGCCGUGGGCGUAGCAGUGAUCGGCGCUGUGCUGGUGUACGCCUACUGGAAGCUGAGGCUCACAAGCCGCGGCGGGUGCAGCUGCAGCAGGAAGACCAAACUGGGGAGGGAGGAAGCAGGAGGGAACGAGCCCUGCUGCCUGAGGUGUUUCUGCUUCAGCCCACCGGCGGCGGCGCCGUCGGAGGAGGGACCGAACUCCGACGGAGCAGCUGCGGAGGAAGAAGAAGGGCACCUGGUGGCUGUCGACAAGGGGUUCUCCUUCGAGCUGGAUGAGCUGCUAAGGGCGUCGGCGUACGUGCUGGGCAAGAGCAGCCUGGGGAUCGUCUACAAGGUGGUGCUCCGGAGCGGGGUGCCGGUGACGGUGCGGCGACUGGGGGAAGGCGGCGCUCAGCGGCGGAAGGAGUUCGCCGCGGAGGCGCAGGCCAUCGCCCGCGUGCGCCACCCCAACGUCGUCCGCCUCAGGGCCUACUACUGGUCCUCAGACGAGAAGCUACUGGUUAGCGAGUUCAUCUCCAACGGCAGCCUCGCCGCCGCCCUCCGCGGUGGGAAGACGACCCAGUUCUCCUCCUCCUCCUUCCUCUCCAUCUUAUCUCAAGCUAAGUAGCGCCGGUUACGAAAUCUCAGUGAUUUUACUGCAGGUCGGUCGGGUCAGCCUGCGAUGCCAUGGGCGACCAGGAUGAGGAUAGCUAGAGGGACGGCGCAGGGGCUGGCCCACAUCCACGAGUGCAGCUCCCGGAAGUUCGUCCAUGGCGAGAUCAGGCCCUCCAACGUCCUGCUCGACGGCGAGUUCAACCCCCACAUCUCCGACUUCGGCCUCCGCCGCCUCGUCCACGUCGCCGGCGUCUUCGACGGCGGCGGCGCCGUUCUCGGCCGGGGAAACGGCUACCUUCCACCGGAGGCGCAGCAGGCCCCCGUUGGCAAGCCUACACAGAAGUGGGACGUCUACUCCUUCGGGCUAGUGCUGCUGGAGCUGCUGACGGGGAGGACCCCCGAGCUCUCGUCCCCUUGCCGAGCGACGACGCUGUCCUCGCGACCACCGUCGAUGGACCCGGCGGAGCUGGCGAGGUGGGUGAGGAAGAGCUUCGAGGAGGAGAGGCCGCUGGCGGAGCUAAUGGACCCGGCGCUGCACCGGGAGCAAGAGGCCAAGAAGGAGAUCCUCUCCGUCUUUCAGCUGGCGAUGGCCUGCACAGAGCUCAACCCAGAGUCGCGGCCGAGGAUGAAGACCGUCUCCGACUUUCUCGAGAACGUUGGCCGCCGGUGA
This is a messenger RNA of Spirodela intermedia, 2262 nucleotides long. The record is from the annotation of a GenBank genome assembly. Lineage: Eukaryota; Viridiplantae; Streptophyta; Magnoliopsida; Alismatales; Araceae.